ACAACUUUCGCCCACGUGGCUUAAUCAGUCUUCUCUCCUCGGCCACAAAUGAAAAUACAAAGACAACAAUCCAAGCAAAGCUAACUUCUGUUCGUUGCCACUGAUUAUAAAACCAAUCAAAAUAUAGACAAACAGCACUAUUACACAAACCCAAAGACCAAUUUCAUAAAAAAAAGAAAAACGGGGGAAAAAAAGAAAGAGAAGCAACACCCAUAAACCAAAUGGAGUCAGUUGGUGUUUUAAUGACCUGCCCACCAAUCUAUCCAUACCUAAUAGAACAGCUAGAGAAACGUUUCACUCUUUACCAGUUCCAAAACGUUCCAGACAAAACUCAAUUCCUCAAUUCUCACAAAAACUCAAUCAGGGCCGUAGUGGGUAAUGCUGGGUUUGGUGCUGAUGCAGAAUUGAUUGAUCAGUUACCUAAAUUGGAAAUAGUUUCUAGUUAUAGUGUCGGGCUUGAUAAGGUCGAUUUAGCUAAGUGUAAGGGAAAGGGUAUAAGGGUAACUAAUACACCUGAUGUCUUGACUGAUGAUGUAGCUGAUUUGGCUAUUGGGUUGAUGUUAGCUGUUUUGAGAAGGUUGUGCGAGAGCGAUCGUUAUGUUCGAAGUGGUCAAUGGAGAAAGGGUGAUUAUAAGUUGACUACUAAGUUCACUGGGAAAUCAGUUGGCAUUAUUGGGUUGGGCAGGAUAGGCAUGGCAAUUGCCAAGAGAGCUGAAGCAUUUAGCUGUCCAAUUAGUUACUUUGCUAGAUCAGAGAAACCAGACAUGAAGUACAAAUACUAUCCAAGCGUUGUCGAGUUGGCUGCCAACUGUCAAAUUCUUGUUGUUGCAUGUGCACUAACAGAAGAAACUCACCACAUUGUCAAUCGUGAAGUCAUUAAUGCAUUAGGUCCAAAGGGCGUCCUCAUCAACAUCGGCAGAGGACCUCAUGUUGAUGAACCAGAGCUGGUGUCUGCAUUACUUGAAGGCAGGCUAGGCGGUGCUGGGCUUGAUGUGUUUGAAGAUGAGCCUAAUGUACCUGAGCAGCUAUUCAGCCUUGAAAAUGUAGUCCUCCUGCCCCAUGUAGGAAGUGGCACGGUCGAAACCAGGACAGCAAUGGCAGACCUUGUUGUUGGCAAUUUGGAAGCUCACUUCUUAAAUAAACCUCUAUUAACUCCGGUGGUCACACCUUAUUCUCAUCUGUUGUUCCAAAUUACAAGCGAAACGCAGAACCAUCCAUACAAAAUUAACCUGUGUUUGCUGAAAACCACGCUCCAAUCAAAUUACAAACGCAGCCACAAUUCAAACUGCACUCUUCCUCAUAAACGGGAAGGAGAUUCCAUAACCAAAAAAAAAACCCUAAGGCAACGAAACAAACAGAGAGCACAACCAAUGGAGUCGAUCGGUGUUCUCAUGACCUGCCCUCCGAUGAACCCUUACCUAGUUGAAGAACUAGAGAAGCGCUUCACCCUUUACAACCUUUAUAACAUCCCUGACAAGACCCAGUUCCUCAAUUCGCACAGUAAUUCAAUCCGAGCCGUCGUGGGUAAUUCCGGGUAUGGUAUCGACGCUGAUUUGAUUGAUCAAUUACCCAACCUGGAGAUAGUGUCUAGUCACAGUGUGGGGCUAGACAAGGUGGACUUGGCCAAGUGUAAGGAGAAAAGAAUAAGGGUCACUAACACACCUGAUGUGUUAACGGAUGAUGUUGCUGACUUGGCUAUUGGGCUGAUGCUGGCUGUGAUGAGGAGGCUGUGUGAAAGCGAUCAGUAUCUUAGGAGUGGUAAAUGGAAAAAGGGUGACUACAAGUUGACUACUAAGUUCACUGGGAAAUCAGUUGGUAUUAUUGGAUUGGGUAGGAUUGGCAUGGCAAUUGCCAAGAGAGCUGAAGCAUUUAGCUGUCCUAUUAGUUACUAUGCCAGAACAGAGAAAACAGUUGUAAAUUACAAAUACUAUCAAAGCGUUGUUGAGAUGGCUGGAGACUGUCAAAUCCUUGUUGUUUCAUGCGCUUUAACAGAAGAAACCCGCCACAUUGUUAAUCGUGAAGUCAUCGAUGCACUAGGUCCAAAGGGCAUCCUAAUCAACAUUGGUAGAGGUUCUCAUGUUGAUGAACCUGAGCUGGUGUCUGCACUACUUGAAGGGAGACUAGGUGGUGCUGGGCUUGAUGUGUUUGAGGAUGAACCUAAUGUACCUGAGCAGCUAUUCGGCCUUGAAAAUGUAGUCCUCCUCCCCCAUGUAGGAACCCGCACCUUCGAGACUAGGAUAGCCAUGGCAGACCUUGUUGUUGGCAACCUGGAAGCACACUUUUCAAACAAACCUCUGUUGACUCCAGUAGUUUGAUUUUCACUUGAUGUAUGCAACGAAGGAAAUAUUUUCACCAUCAUUUAUAGUUCUUGCUCUUUUAAGACAUUUUGUUAGUAUCUGCAUCUGUAUCAAUUGUCAAAUAAACUAGUCAAGAUUAUUGGUUGGAAACAGAUGACUGAAAUUUCCUUUUAGCAAAUUUUACAUAUUAUCUUUUUGUGAUUUCAUUUAUCUUUCCUACUUAAGGAGCCAAUUUUCAUUCCCAGAUUGCAAA
Ricinus communis (castor bean) is the source of this 2550-nucleotide messenger RNA. RefSeq lists its product as uncharacterized. The transcript is spliced from 4 exons. The coding region runs from base 222 to 2315 and encodes 697 amino acids. Gene Ontology annotation, cellular component: cytosol. Gene Ontology annotation, molecular function: glyoxylate reductase (NADPH) activity; hydroxypyruvate reductase [NAD(P)H] activity; NAD binding. NCBI's taxonomy places the organism in Eukaryota, Viridiplantae, Streptophyta, Magnoliopsida, Malpighiales, Euphorbiaceae. The record is from RefSeq and is a predicted model, not a curated record.